Molecule: messenger RNA, 1740 nt
Organism: Blumeria graminis f. sp. triticale
Lineage: Eukaryota; Fungi; Ascomycota; Leotiomycetes; Helotiales; Erysiphaceae
Source: the annotation of a GenBank genome assembly
AUGGCCUCUCAAGAUCAAGUUUGGUGGAAGGAAGGUGUCAUAUAUCAAGUAUAUCCUGCCAGCUUUAAAGACUCAAAUGGCGACGGUCUAGGGGAUAUCCCCGGUAUCAAGUCCAAGAUCGACUAUCUCAAGGACUUAGGGGUGGACACAAUUUGGAUAUGCCCAAUGUAUGCAUCCCCUCAGCACGAUAUGGGCUAUGACAUUUCCGAUUACCAGUCUGUUCAUGCACCGUAUGGUACUGUUAAAGAUAUUGAUGAACUUAUUGAGGCUUGUCAUUCCCGUGGAAUGCGAUUGAUACUCGAUCUAGUAAUAAACCAUACCUCAGAUGAGCACGAAUGGUUCAAGGAAUCCCGGAGUUCUCAAGAUAAUCCCAAGAGAGAUUGGUAUAUUUGGAAACCUGCAAAAUUUACUGACGAUGGAGUUCGAAUGCCUCCAAAUAACUGGAGGAGCUUCUUUGGUGGUAGUGCCUGGGAGUGGGAUGAGGCGACGCAGGAAUAUUACCUUCACUUAUAUGCCGUGCAGCAACCUGAUCUUAAUUGGGAAAACGAAACAACACGAAAAGAGCUGUACGAAAACGCAGUAGAAUUUUGGCUACGAAAAGGAAUAGAUGGUUUCCGAAUUGAUUGUGUCAACAUGUACUCAAAAGUUACAGAUUAUCCAGACGCGCCCAUCGUCAACAAAGGUUUCGCGCAACCUGCCACCAAAUUCUUUUGUAACGGGCCUCGAAUUCAUGAAUUCUUGAGAGAAUUGAACACCGUUCUUUCGAAAUAUGAUACAGUGGCUGUAGGGGAGCUCCCAUUUACCCCUGAUUUCAAAGAGGCUUUGCGCUAUGUGAGUGCAAAAGAUAAGCAGUUAAGCAUGGUUUUGCAAUUUGAUCUUAUUGUCCUCGGCCAAGGGAAGUCAAUCAAGUUUGAGUAUGAAGAUUGGAAGAUCUCGCAAAUGAAGAAUAUUAUUGAGAAGCUGCAAACAUUCAUUGAAGGUACUGAUGGCUGGACCACUAGUUUCCUUGAGAACCAUGACCAUGGCCGCUCCAUCACCCGGCUCGCUUCCGAUGCACCAAAGUGGAGAGAGCGAUCAGCGAAAAUGUUGGCCAUAAUGUCGUGUGCGUUAACUGGAACGCUUUUUAUUUACCAGGGACAGGAGAUUGGUAUGAUAAAUGCACCCAAGGACUGGCCCAUUGAGGAAUACAGAGAUAUCGAAACAAUGAACCAUUACAAAGCAGUAACGACAGAUGAUCCAAAGACUCGGGCACAUGCUAUGAAAUGUCUUCAAAUUCUCGCUCGAGACCAUGGUAGAUUCCCUAUGCAGUGGAAUGAUUCCGAGCAUGCAGGAUUCUCAACUCAGGAACCAUGGAUGCGACCUCACCCAAGUUACCCAGAAAUAAACGUCGCAAAUCAAGUUGAAAACUCUUCUUCUGUUUUAAGUUUCUGGAAACGCAUGCUCCAAUUGAGAAAGCAGUAUAAGGAUAUAUUUAUUUAUGGAACGUUUAUUGGUUACGAUAUGGAAAGUGAGAAGACUUUUUCUUUUGGAAAAGCAAACAAAGCGAUGGUGUUUCUCAAUUUUACUGAAACGCCACAGGAGUUCCGGAUGCCAUCAGGUGGUAGUUGGGAGUUGCUUGUCAGUAAUGUAGACGGCGUAGAUGCGACAAAAAAUAUAUUAUCGGGCUAUGAGGGAAGGAUAUACUUGAACACAAAAGCUUUAGACGCAGAAGUACCAGCAAAAUGCAUGCCAGUUUUGUAA